UUCCGACGGCUCUGCCGAGACCUCGCUAAGAAGCGAAAUGCUUGGCCGGGGUUAUUCGUCGAGUCCGGCACCCGGGCGAUCAAUCAACAAGGGAAGCACCCCCCUACGGAUACAAUCCGGUCAAGGACUAGUGUGCCUAGUACCUAGCUCGCAAUGGGAGGGGGUCGGAGCAAGUUCCGUCGUCUUGCAACCCUUCUCAGGGACCGCGAUUUUUGUUGGCGUCGAUUGACUUUUGGAGUUGGCGCGUUGCGGGUUUGAGGACGCUGAGCAUCCAGCGUCAACCAGCCAACGAUGGCUACCUCGACGUCGGUCCUCGCGACGACAACCUCUCCGACGCCCCUGGUGAUCACCUCCUUUCCCACGAUACCAUUGACCACGACCUUCACGCGGCCCAAUGAAGGUUGUGGGGGCAUCUACCUCCCGGACGACCCGCCGCUGUUCAUGAUCGAUGACCGACCGUCCUGUCUGCCGUCCCGCUUCUCGACCUCGGACUCGUCCUUCUUCUACUCGCCGGGCAUUGCCUGCCCGAGCGGCUACUGGACAGCAUGCUACGACACCACGGGCGUGUCGUCCAUCACGACGGUCACCUGCUGCCCGACCUACGGCGACAUUAAGCUGUCGUGCGUGGCGGACCCGCUGACCCUUAGUAGCGUGUGGGAGACGCUGUUCUGCACGUGGGUCGCGCCGGCCGAGACGGGGACGGUCAUCACGACAACCGAGAGGCGGGGGAAGACGUCGGUCGGGACGGCGCAGGUGACCGCGCCGGGCGGGAUCAAUGCAUACGGCGUGCGCAUGGUGUACCAGUCGACAGACUUGUACACCUCUACCUCGACAUCGUCGUCGUCAUCAGCGUCCGAUACGACCGAUACCGCCGCUCCCUCUACGACAGCAUCCCCCGGAGACCCCCCCGCGAUUUCCGGCUCCGCCUCCAGCAGCGCAGACUCCUCUUCGGGCCUCUCAACCGGCGCAAAAGCGGCAAUCGGCGUCGUCAUUCCCUUGGUGGUCAUCGGCGCAUUAAUACUGGGGCUAUUGUUCUGGCGCAGGAGGAAACAACAGGUACUACCACUAUCGCCAGAGCAAGAAUACGCAGCCACAGCCGCAACAGCAUCAGUGGCGCCACCCGACGAACACCACCAGCUCACGGAGCAGCCGAAGUUGCCAGUGUACUACUACGGGAGCCCACCGCAGCCGACACAGCCGCACCCCCACGAGAUGCCGGGGACGUAUUAUCUGCCAGAGAUGCCCAGUGCGCGCCAGGCCGCGGCUGAGCUGCCCGCGGACCCGACGGAGCCAACGCCCACGUACACCAGUUAUUACGGGUAUGGGAAGUGAUGAGUGGUUGCAUUUUGAAAAUCUGAUUUCGCUUCGAGUUGAGGAGGAGAUUUAUUGAAGAUGUUAAUUCGACCUGUCAAUAUUGGAUGAAAGUAGAGACCGUGUUUUCUUGAUACAAAAAGGGGUCCUUAUAUUUCACCCGCCGGAUACAGCAUACAAGCUCCGGAGGAACAUCGGUGCAGACACAGGUUUGAGAGGGCUCGGCGGGAGAAGUCCAACAUAACUCCAUGUACUGUACCAGUAAUGAACACCGC
Messenger RNA from Chaetomium strumarium, 1586 nucleotides. RefSeq lists its product as uncharacterized. Lineage: Eukaryota; Fungi; Ascomycota; Sordariomycetes; Sordariales; Chaetomiaceae. The coding region runs from base 292 to 1332 and encodes 346 amino acids. The record is from RefSeq and is a predicted model, not a curated record. The transcript has a single exon.